AUGAGAACUAUCCGAGUCGAUCCUCUCACAAACGGUCAAUAUGUUUCGGAAUAUCUAACACAAUUUAGAGGAUAUUUUACAGAAUCCGAAUUUAAGACUUGCAUCGAUGCGUUGAAUAAACCUUUUAGAGCGUACAAGAAGAAGAUGGUAACAGUAUGGUCCAUAAUAUUGUUCUCGUUUAUUUCUUGUUACAUUAUUCUCGGCAUUUCUACGAGAGCUACGGAAGGCCUGGACUUUUUCCUUUGGUUCUGUUUGAUCUUUGCGGGGUGGUUGCUUGUUCCUAUUCCUUUAAUUUUCUUUAACUUAAAAUGGACCAGACAGAGAGAGCAUGAAAGAGCUAAAAUUAUUGAUAGUUUCGAUGUCUCUGACCGGCCCAGAGGUAUUUCAUGGAUAUAUACGAAAGAGAUAUACUCAUUCGCUGCUCGUCGACAGUCUAACUUGGUCAUCGAACUGCCUGAGGGUUCUACUCGCUACGAUUUCAAAUGUUAA
Paraglomus brasilianum is the source of this 489-nucleotide messenger RNA. The record is from the annotation of a GenBank genome assembly. Lineage: Eukaryota; Fungi; Glomeromycota; Glomeromycetes; Paraglomerales; Paraglomeraceae.